GGAAACAGUGAAAACACAAGCAUGGCAGGACCGACUGGCAGAACGGUGGUUUUCGUGACUGGGAACGUGAAAAAACUGGAAGAGGUAGUUCAGAUCAUUGGUGAAAGAUUUCCCUACAAACUAAUUUCCAAGAAGAUUGACUUGCCUGAAUAUCAGGGGGAACCAGAUGAAAUUUCCAUACAGAAAUGUAAAGAAGCAGCGAGGCAGGUGGAUGGGCCAGUGCUGGUAGAAGACACCUGUCUGUGUUUCAAGGCAUUAGGAGGAUUACCAGGGCCUUACAUAAAAUGGUUCCUGGAUAAACUGAAGCCAGAGGGACUGUAUAAAUUGCUGGCAGGUUUUGAGGAUAAAUCAGCCUGGGCACUGUGUACAUUUGCAUUCUGUGCUGGAAAAGAGGAGCCAGUUCAGCUGUUCAGAGGAAUUACUGAGGGCCGUAUUGUUGAGCCCAGGGGCCCGAGGGAUUUCGGGUGGGAUCCCUGCUUUCAGCCUGAUGGGUAUGAGAAAACGUAUGCUGAGCUCCCUAAAGGAGUGAAGAAUAGCAUCUCCCAUCGGUACCGCGCACUGGCAGCCUUGUCGGAACACUUUUCCCAUCUUAACGACGUACCAGAGACCAAGCGCACAAAGCACGAGACUGAGUAGUUCUUUUUCAAGCUGAUUCGACCAAUCAGAAUUCAUUUUGGCUCAAAAUGAAAUAGUCCAAAGAAAGAAAGAAAGUUCAAAAAUUAAUAGUUCAAUGAGCUGGUUGAAAAAUAUUUUAAUGAAAUUAUUUGUUUAAAAAUCACUGUGUACUGAUAUCUUCCUGAUCUCUUUUUUUUUUUUUUUUUUUUUUUAUUUAAAAAUUAUUUUAUUUGGCAUAUUAGCUAAAAGGGUCUCAUUACUUGACAAUGUGUUUGAAAACCAGAUUUAAAACCAGUUUGAAAACCAGAUUGUUCAUAAAAGUGAGCUAAACCAGGCUUAACCUCAUUUUGGGGACAUUUGCGAUUUUCAUAAUUGGAAAAUCAAUUCAUAAAUAAAGCAAAAUUCGUGUGUGUGUGUGCGUGCGUGCGUGCGUGCGUGCGAUAGAGACUGAGGACAGUGGGAAUUGAGUGUCUUAAAUCUUCAGGAUGUUCUUGUGACACCUCAUGUUUGUUCAUCUGUACCCCGCACUGGGGGGACGUAACUGUAUUACAGUUAUAUUAUCUGUGGUUUGCGUUUCUCAUUAUUAAUGGCAUACAGUCAGUGUUUUCACUGCUGUUUCUCGCAUUCUCUCUCUCUCUCUCAUUCACUCACUCCCUCUUUUUCUCUUCCUGUCCCUUAAUGUCUUGUGACAAAGAAACAUUUACAUUCACAUGGAUGUAUUUGAUUGCAGUACUGCAUCCACCCAACUCUCCUCUAAAAAGUUUUGAGAAAAAAAAAAAAGAGCCUUCGCCAAUUCUAUCGCUCAUACUUGGAGUAGGGGAUUGGAAUAGUUCACACAAAAAUGAAAAUUCUCUCAUAAUUUACAGGACACAUCUCAGAUGUGUAUGACUUUCUUUCAUCUGCAGAACACAAAUUACGAUGUUCAGAAGAAUAUAUCAGGCUCUGUUGGUCCAUACAAUGCAAGUGAAUGGAGGCCAGAACUUUGAAGCUCCCAAAAGCACAUAUAGGCAGCAUAAAAGUAAUCUGUAUGUCUUCUGAAGUGAUAUGAUGGGUGUGGGUGAGACACGAUCAAUAUUUAACUAUAUUGGAGUCGUAUGGAUUACUUUUAUGUGCUUUUUGGAGCUUCAAAAUUCUGGCCACCCUUCACUUGCAUUGAAUGGGACCAAUAGUGCUGAAAUGAAAAACCUUCAUUAAUGUUCAGCAGAAUAAACAAAGUCAUACAAGUCUGGGAUGGCAUGAGGAUGAGUAAAUGUGAGAGAAUGUUUAUUUUUUUGUGGAACUAUUCCUUUAUUUUAAAACUUUGGUAUGUGACUCAUUCUGCACAGUUUAUGCUAUGGGUGUGAGUGAUACACUUCAAAUCAUGUGGCUUGUUUAGGACAGAUGUUCUAUUACUUUUAAGUGUUUAGACUUAGAAUAUGUGCCUGGCAGACUAUAAAACAAGGACAAAUUUCUCAUUGCCUUUCAUGACACGGAACCCAAACCAUAUCUAAGGUCCAGAAUUUCACUGAGACUUGGGGGUGUGCUCUUUUUACACAGUAAGCAACAACAAGAACAACCUGAGAAUGCCUUAGCAACCGUAUAGCAACACCCUGGCAUUGUAGUGGCAAUUUUUGUUUGGCCAAGAGCUUCCAAUAUAGAGAUCUACUUGAAUUGUAGCAUCUGUAUCAUGUGCAUGAUUUUACCAAGUACAAUUUCCACAUCUACAUGUGCUAAAGACUUAUGAAAAAUAUGUGUGUUGCAUGAAAAAAUAACAAUAUGCUUUACACAGAGCAAUGGCUAAGAAAAUAUCUCUGGCAUUCAGGAGCUUGUGCAAACUGUCUAUGUCCGAACCACAUCAAAACAUGUGCUGCGUCACCGUCCCAACUCUUGCUGGGCUUAUGGGAGUGUCCAUAAAGAUCAAGGAGUGGCAUUGAAAACAAAAACAGACAGAAAUGAUAAAAAACAGGCACCUUGAUGACCCUCAAUUAUACACAACAACAUUCCUCAACUCUUAAUCGUGUGGAAAUGCCCUUGUCUUAAUGCUUCAGGAGUUCACAAUGUGUAAACAUGUAGUUGGAUGUCUGUCUGGUUUGUGAAAAUAAGUGUUUCAGGUGAAGAAACAUCCUGUAAUCAUUAAUACUGGUAAACGCUUUCAGACAACCAAAGCUAUAAGUCUGACAAUUUUCAUAUACAAUUCUAGAAAAAUUCUAAUAAUUGACAUUAUUAUAGACAUUAUCAUAGAAUACCAGUAGGUUACAAUCAUUUUUGCAAAAACCUGUAAUCAGGGAUGGGAGGGUUACUUUUGAAAUGUAUUCCACUAUUAAAAUGUAAUUUGUAACAUAUUCCGUUAGAUUACUCAAGGUCAGUAACAUACGCUAAAUACUUCGGAUUACUUCUUCAGCACUGGUAGAUUUUGACUAUUAAAAACUCUGUCAGUACAGUAAGACAAAAUACACAUGUUAAAAAUACAUUCUCUGAAAAUAUCUUAUGCAGUGUUGUUUCUAAAACAAGAUCAAUCCAAUUGAUCUUGUUUUAAGGAUUUUUAGAUAUGUUAACAGGAAAACAAUAUAAAAAUGAUCAUCAAGAACAUGAUUUUUGCCCUAAUAUCAAAGGUCUUACUAGAAAAAAGAAAUGAUGAUCCAACGUGAAUUUUCUUGAUAAAAAUAUGAUCGUCCUGGUAACAUCUACAUGCAAAAUGGCUAAUAAUAGCAUUUUAGCUUAGAGUAAAUGACAAUUUACACAAGGAUUAUUUCUAUUUCUUCUGCUCCAAACUUACUUCAAACAUCUUACGUCUGCUCAUAUGAAUGUAACACAUCAUAAGAAAGUGUUUCACCGCUGUUCAAAUGCACUUUGAAUUGCAAAAUUUAUAUAAUGUUUUCCAUCUUAAAGGACUAAAUAUUAAAUUAAACAAAUGACAAUAAAAUGCAAAGUAAUCUCUUCAGUAAUGAAAAUACUUUUUGAAUGUAACUGUAUUCUAAUGACCAAUUAUUUAAGUUGUAACUAGUUUAAUAAAGUUACUUGUAUUUUGUAUUUUAAAUAUGUAAUCCUGUUACAUGUAUUCUGUUACUCCCCAACCAUGCCUGUAAUAUUGCGUGCAUAUCGUUGCAUGCAU
This is a messenger RNA of Xyrauchen texanus (razorback sucker), 3706 nucleotides long. RefSeq names its product inosine triphosphate pyrophosphatase-like. The transcript has 8 exons. Gene Ontology annotation, biological process: nucleoside triphosphate catabolic process. Gene Ontology annotation, molecular function: nucleoside triphosphate diphosphatase activity. Gene Ontology annotation, cellular component: cytoplasm. Bases 22 to 636 code for a protein of 204 amino acids. NCBI's taxonomy places the organism in Eukaryota, Metazoa, Chordata, Actinopteri, Cypriniformes, Catostomidae. The record is from RefSeq and is a predicted model, not a curated record.